AUGAGCGUAUGGGGUACAUGCAUAUUCUUCUUUCUGUGUUUGCUCCAAGCGUCAGCGUGCGGGGGAUACGAUGGCCCUCCGGAAAAAUUAAUCGGAAUCCACCUCGGCCGGGAGGUUCGCGUCGGUGCCAUUAAGGACGGCCAGGUCACCGUCUUCACCGACAGAUGGGGUGUCGACCAUUUCACUCCCUAUGUGGGUGUCUUCAAUGACCGUCCCGGCAUCGGCCGUGGCGAAAAGGCCAUCGGAAGUACGAAUAUGUUUGGGAGCGUGAUGGCAAUUAGCCACCAACGAGCUGAAAACACCGGGAUCUUCAAGCCUACGAAUCUUGAUAUCACGCCUCCAGAAGCUUGGCCCAAGGCUAAGGUCACGGAUGUGGUGCAGGGACUUUUAUCCAACGGGACAGAAUACACCUUCAUGCCCGACGAGAUCUAUGCCCCUGUUCUCGCAGAGCUACGAGAUAUAGCGGAUGCCCAUAUCGGCCCGAACAUUACCGGAGCAGUGGUCACGAUUCCGCCAUUCUUCACUGAUACUGAUCGCGAGGAUCUUGAAAGAGCUGGGAAGCGGAUUGGGCUCCCAAUAGUCCGUCAAAUGCACGAAGCUACCAGCAUGAUAAUCUCCCUGGGUCUGGACGACCUCUCCUACGAGGGAGAGCGGUAUGUCCUUCAUCUCGAGAUAGAACGAGCCAUGCUCUAUCUUUCGAUUCUAGAAACCGAUAUGGGCAUGGUCGACCGACUGGCCACGAUCAGGACAAACCUGGUAUCCCGACGAGGUGACGAAGUGCGCCCUGUGCUGGACCAGCUUCUUUACAAGGCCGCUCUAACCCCGAAACAAAUAACCGACUUGGUCAUCUACACCCCAGGGCCUACAUAUGACGAUGUCCAGUGGAGUAUAAAGGACUAUUUCCCCAACGCAUGGAUCGCCAAUACGCCGCUUCUCGAGACGGCGGGCGUUUGGGGUGCUACGCUGGUCAGUGGGUGGAUGAGCGGCGAGGGAGACGCUGACUGGGUCCCCUGUUGCUGUUCAACCCGUCGACCACCAGUUGGGAUAUAUUCUGAUGGCAAUGGCGAUGACGCUUGGGCUGAGAUUCUUAGUCCGUGUCAGUCUCUGCCUGUCUAUCAGAAAGCAUCGUUAAGCAUCCCCUGUGACGACAACACCGCGACGGCCAAGGUCUAUAUGCGCGAUCUCCCCUGUCUCGACUACCACGCUAUGUACGAGAUGGGCGAUUUGUAUGUUCCGGAGACGGAGACGACGCGAGAUGUGUUUCUCGGCGAGUUUGCGGUUCCAGCCUCUUGCGAGCAGGGUGUCGCGAAUAUCGAAGUGGAGGUACUUAUGACUCGGAACGGGACUUUAAAGGUUAAAGGUGUCAAUCUUGAUAAUAGGAAGAGUGGAGGAGACUCGACUGUCACCGUGGAAAAGCCGCAUUUUGCCUGUGGGGAUGCGCUGCGGCUUGUUGACAAGGAGCCGGCCAAUUAUACAAUCUCCGCGGGUGAGGAUCUGGAGACGAAGUAUAGCUUGGAGCUCAGGGGAUUUGUCGGGCCUGAUAGGGAGCAGAAGCCGGUUGAUGCGUUUGUGGAGUUUAAGCCUCUGGACGAUGACUUACUGGUCUUCAUGCAACAGCAUUAG
Aspergillus mulundensis is the source of this 1623-nucleotide messenger RNA. RefSeq lists its product as uncharacterized. Bases 1 to 1623 code for a protein of 540 amino acids. Gene Ontology annotation, cellular component: cytoplasm. The record is from RefSeq and is a predicted model, not a curated record. NCBI's taxonomy places the organism in Eukaryota, Fungi, Ascomycota, Eurotiomycetes, Eurotiales, Aspergillaceae. Gene Ontology annotation, molecular function: ATP-dependent protein folding chaperone; ATP binding; misfolded protein binding. The transcript has 3 exons. Gene Ontology annotation, biological process: cellular response to unfolded protein; protein refolding.